AUGCCUUUCAAACUACCGUCGAAAUUGCCAUCGAAGCUGCCGUUUGGCUCCGGCGGCGAGCCUGCUAACAAGCCCAAGGAGCCAUCGCUUGACGAUGUCCUUCCCACUAAAGCCCUCCGCGUUGAGCUUGUCGUCCUCAUAGCCCUCUGCACCGAGGCCAUGCGUAACGGGCUGAACGCAACCUUCGAGAGAAACAAAGAUCAGAAUAAGUCGGAGUAUACGUCCGCCCUGAAUCGCGAUGAUCUCUGGGGCAAUCGCGCAGCUGAAACUGUUGUGCAAGAUGCUGGCGUGGCCUAUCUGAACAACUGGCGAACUGAUGUUCUGCGAAAGACUGGUGAGGCCCUUGGCGUGCAGUCUGGCGACGUCAAACACCGCAAGGACGCAUAUCUGGCAGAGACUCGAACUACAAACACAACCAUGCUUGACGGUGGUAGUCGAGACACCUGGUUACCAUUCAGGCCUGUUCAGCCUCCGUCCCUGCUUAUGCAGGAGCUUGACGAUUCAAAACGAGCCCUUGUGGUGGGUGCCGUCCUGUUCAUUCUGCUGAGUCUAGAGAACUACCCUGCGCAUUCUCGGGUACUGCUUUUGUUCCUGUGCGAAUGCUUUGACCUUCCCGUGGACGUCUUGAGCAGUGCCGAAGCGACUACAGCAUUGACCCUGCUCAAGUCAGCAGAGUCCUCAGGCGUCGACACUUCCGUCCAGACCGAUGAAGCCCGGCUAGCACAAGCCGAGAAAAAUCGCCAGGGACGAAAGUGGAAGAUCGGUCUGGCAACAGUAGCCGGCGCCGUCGCCAUAGGUAUUACCGGCGGUCUAGCCGCACCCCUUCUGCUUGGUGCUGCUGGAGCUAUCAUGGGUGGAGUCGGCCUCGGUGGUCUCGCAACACUCCUGGGCGCGACUAUCGCAAAUCCUCUCACCAUUGCAGCUCUUUUCGGCGCUCUGGGUGGUCGAAUGACUGGUAAGGCCAUGGAAGAGUAUGCCAGGGAAGUCGAGGACUUUCGCUUCGUACCUACCAAGACCAAGCCCGACGGUAAGGAGGAGCAACACAAGCUACGUGUGGCUAUAGGGGUUGCCGGCUGGAUUCAGGAAGAGCAUGAUGUUAUCCAGCCGUGGAAGGUCUUCUCGGAUGCUGCCCUCGAACCUUUCGGUCUUCGUUACGAGUUGGGCGCCAUGACGAGUCUGACCGCGAUGCUCGACACACUUCUGAAAGACACUGCAUACUCAGUUGCUCAAGCCGGUGCUUUGAAGUUAUUGCUACCCGUCCUUUCUGCUGCUAUGCUACCUGUCACUCUUAUGAAAGCGGGUAAAUUCCUCGACAACCCCUUCACAAUUGCCAUGGAGCGAAGCGACAAGGCCGGAAAAGUGCUUGCGCACGCCUUGAUCGCUAAAGCUCAGGGUGAGCGUCCAGUCACGCUAAUUGGCUUCUCGUUGGGGGGAAGAGUCGUCUACGCAUGCUUGCAGGAACUUGCAGUUCAUAAAGCAUUCGGCUUGGUCGAAAGUGCUAUCCUAAUUGGAGCGCCGGUCCCCAGUGAUAUGAGCACCUGGCGAACGAUGAGGGCCAUGGUGGUCGGUCGGUUACUCAAUGUCUACGCCUCAAAAGACUACCUGCUUGGGUUCCUCUACCGCGCACGCAACGCUCAACUGGGUGUCAGUGGUCUACAGGCAAUCAAUGGUGUGCCUGGCGUCGAAUCGGUGGAUGUCAGUGAGACCGUAACCGGUCACAAUCAGUAUCGCCUUGCUGUCGGCAAAAUCCUCAGAGAGAUCAGAUAUACCGAUCUGGACCUCUCCCGUGUUGAGGACGAAGAACAGGAACUAGAAGCAGAGAAGAUCAAAGAGCAGGCGAUCUACGAAGAGGCGAAACGCAAUGGACGCCUACAAGGCGAGGAAGACGAGAAUGGUCAGCUCAAGAUGUCUGAUGCUGCUGACCUGGACAAUGGUUCCGCCAAGACCGGAGACAUCCCUGCUUCUAUGCGCGAUCUACAGGGCUUGACCUUGGAUGAACCACCGGCAGAAAAGCAACAGAAGCCUGAACCAGCACCCAUUGAGCUCCCUGUUCCAGAGUCUGAGGUACCUAAACGCAAACCAGUUCCAAUGCAUGAGGAGAGGGCGCCACCAUUACCCAAGCGCAAUGCGGAGCCUCUAACACCCACGAGCUCUGAGGACGAGGACGAAGAUCACCACCAGCCAAUCACCCUGACGGAUCUUGAGCCUGAAGCUGUGCCCGAUACCCCGCCUCGUCCUGGCCAGAAGCGUUGA
Cyphellophora europaea CBS 101466 is the source of this 2253-nucleotide messenger RNA. RefSeq lists its product as uncharacterized. NCBI's taxonomy places the organism in Eukaryota, Fungi, Ascomycota, Eurotiomycetes, Chaetothyriales, Cyphellophoraceae. The transcript has a single exon. Bases 1 to 2253 code for a protein of 750 amino acids. The record is from RefSeq and is a predicted model, not a curated record.